GUGGAAGACAGACGAAAUGGCUAUCCCCGACUUGCGGCUUUCAUCAACAGCGACCUUGACUUUGUUGUUUUCCGUCGUUUCGGACACUUGCACGUGCGCUACCUCCUAUAUCUACAGGAUGAGAUUGCGGAGAUGGAGCAACAACUUCAUACCCUCGAUAGAAUAGAACCCUGUUCAUUUUAUCUCAACACUCGACGCCGUGAUCGAAAUCAGGAACGCGGUAGGAUACUGAAAACAUUGGGUGAAAAACUCUUUGACUACGAUAAGCUCUUGGAAAUGUACUACAAGCAUGUCGAGCGUGGUCCCUCACACCCAAAGAAUGUCCAAAGCGUGGCGAACUGGAUGCAAGGCAACAAGCCUCUAAUACCCGAGGAAUCGACAUUUCUCAACUCAUGGGAUGAUCUCGUAUCUCCAUCGGAGCGUGCUGACCACGGCGGCUUGAAUGUGCUCCUCAAGCAGCUCUCACACAGGACGCAUACAUCCGUAUCUCGCGAUCCUCACGUCAUCACCGUUGACAUGUCUCUCAUAAUGUCUAUUGCACGAGCGCUGACUACCCUUCUGGCUGUCAUGAUCUUGACUAUUCCGAUAUCAGUUUUGUACAAUGUAAAGAGUAUGACUUCUAGACUUUGUAUCAUCGGGGUCUCGACAGGUACUUUCUCGUCAUGCCUCUGUGUCUUGACUCACUCUCGACACGCCGAGAUAUUUUCGGCGACGGCCGCAUACUGUGCAGUGCUAGUUGUUUUUGUUAGUAAUAUCGAAUAG
Molecule: messenger RNA, 762 nt
Organism: Exserohilum turcica Et28A
Lineage: Eukaryota; Fungi; Ascomycota; Dothideomycetes; Pleosporales; Pleosporaceae
Exons: 4
Source: RefSeq, a predicted model, not a curated record